GCUCUCCUUUCAGAGUAAUGAAGUCUUUUCCUCCUCCUCUUUCUCUCCUCCUCUUUCCCUUGUUUUGUUUUCCUCUUCUACUUGCGCUACUGUUUUACCUUGCGUUUCUCAGCCAACCAUGCAUUUCUUACACUUUUCUCUCCCCGCCACCCUUACUCAGCUCUUCGUUCUGUCUUGGAAAACACACCUACUGCCUAAUGCUGCCUACGUUCUACUACAAGCCAUAUGACAUCCCUCUCUUUGCUACAGAACCAGACCUAACCUCAUUCUGUUCAUUAAGAAGCGAUAACUGCUUUCCCCAUCUCUGAUUGUUCGCCCAUCCACCUCAACCAGGUGCAACACCGUCGUUCUCCAGCCGCCUUCUCCAAAUUCGGUCUGUGUCUGUCUACCAGUACCCCUUCCUCUGCGUCCAAGUCGCUGAGAUGAUUCCGAUGUCCCCGACCCACUGUCAUACAUCUUUCCCCCUCGAUUAUACCCAUCUUAACGAGCCUUUCCAAGUCUUGAUCUGGCCGCA
Messenger RNA from Colletotrichum navitas, 514 nucleotides. RefSeq lists its product as uncharacterized. The coding region runs from base 18 to 308 and encodes 96 amino acids. The record is from RefSeq and is a predicted model, not a curated record. Lineage: Eukaryota; Fungi; Ascomycota; Sordariomycetes; Glomerellales; Glomerellaceae. The transcript has a single exon.